AUGACGGACACAGGGCACGCGUCAAACUCCACGGCUGGCCGAAUGGCUUGUGCUUUCUGUCGCAGACGCAAGUUAAAAUGUAACAAAGAACUUCCGAAAUGUCAAUCCUGCCUGAAAUUCGGCUUCGACUGUGAAUAUGUGACUCCAGGUACACCUGGAGGAAUGAAGAAGUUGGAAGGGGAGAGGUCAUCACGUGUACGGCAGCUGGAAAGCCGUCUAGGACGAGUUGAGCAAUUACUCCGAGCCAAGAACCAGCGACAAGGGCAAAACUCUACAGCAGUCUCGUCAGGGGCCGGUACAGUGAAGACAGAGUCAGACGAAGUCUCUCUAGAUGAUGGUACUGCUACAGCCUUAGAGCACAUUUACUUUGAAUUCGUUCACCCAGCUGUAAAUAUCAUACAUCCCGAAAGAUAUGUUCAGUGUCGACCACCCACAUAUCUGCAACACGCAAUUUACGCUGUAUCCGCUGCUAUAACAGAGGAUUAUGCAGUCCACAGAGAGGGCCUUUACAAAUCAUCACGAAAAUUGCUCCAGGAAGCUGAACUUCAAGAUAAGAAGCUUGACAGCUUGAGUCUGGCCCAUGCACAAUCCUGGAUUUUGAUCGCCUUCUACGAGAUCUUACAGGGUUAUUUCCACAGAGCUUGGAUGAGUUCAUCACGGGCAGUCCGUUUAGUUCAAAUGAUGAAGCUCCAUCGUAUAGAUGCGGUGUUGAAAACUACAGAUCCUAGUCUUGUUCUUCUGGAUGCGGCAAAGGACUUGACUGAAGUGGAGGAGAGAAGAAGAAUCUUCUGGAUGACAUUUCUGAUGGAUCGUUACAGUUGUAUAUCCAUGGGCUGGCCAACUUUGAUUGACGAAAGAGAUAUACGAACAUACCUGCCUAUCUCCAAUGAGGCAUUCGCAAACUCAGUGUCUGAACAGCGCCUCUUUCUAUCUCAAGCCAAAUCGGCUCAAGAACCUGAAAACAUAUCGACAUUCGCCUGUCAAGUCGUUCUCUCCUCUCUAUGCGGCAACAAGUUGAGCGAGCUUCAGCGGUUUGACCCUAACGUACCAGCAACACAGCCACUAAGAAACGCAUGGCUGAAGCCACAGAGACUGAAUGACCCGCUAACAACGAUUUUCUGCGUCCCUCAGUACCUGACCUCGCGUCCCACGCAAUUGACCCCUGCGAGCGUGUUUUUGGACAUUUUCGCUGCUGCUACGACAAUCUGUGUUCAUCGUGCAGCACAAUCACAAGUGAGAGAGGACCCAGUCUCAGCCGAGAUGAUUGCACAGAGCAGAAAGCAAUGUCUCGAAGUAUCUUUCAGCAUUUUCAGGCUCAUGGAGAUGACUUGCCAUUGGGACCUCCGUGUGUUCUAUUUGUGCUUUCCCUUCUGUUUGUAUAAUGCGGUGACUGUUUUCGCCAGCUUCUGGCUGGAGCAAGAAGUCGAGCUAUAUGAGAGACCCCUUAGGUUUCUGAUUAAGUGCAUAGACUCUUUCAAGAACAUGCCACUGGCAACUAUUCUUCUCGCAGAUGUCGAAGCUGAGUUUCCAGGUCUGAUUGACCGACUCAACAGUAGCGCUGGACAGCAUGGCUCAUCCGACAACACGGAGUUUGCCGCUCCAAUACAGCUGCAAGCCGUGGAAAAUUUCUCCGCUUCGGACCCAUCUCUGGAUAUGGGGUUUAAUGCGGAUUUCGGAGACACCGGAAGUUUUGAUCAAUUAUACGGUGCAGAGACUUGGGAGAUAGACGAUUCCAUUCUGAGCACUAUGGGAGCACUUCCACCGUCUAGCUUUGAUGCCUGGAACAAUAGCCUUGAAAAGGGCCCCGACCUUUAG
Cadophora gregata is the source of this 1815-nucleotide messenger RNA. RefSeq lists its product as uncharacterized. Lineage: Eukaryota; Fungi; Ascomycota; Leotiomycetes; Helotiales; Ploettnerulaceae. The transcript is spliced from 6 exons. The record is from RefSeq and is a predicted model, not a curated record. The coding region runs from base 1 to 1815 and encodes 604 amino acids. Gene Ontology annotation, biological process: regulation of DNA-templated transcription; DNA-templated transcription. Gene Ontology annotation, molecular function: DNA-binding transcription factor activity, RNA polymerase II-specific; DNA binding; zinc ion binding. Gene Ontology annotation, cellular component: nucleus.